UGGCGUUGGAAUGACAAUGGCGAAAAUAUGAGCACAACAUCGGGACCCUCGACUGCAUUCGGCUGGUCAAGGAGAUAAGAUCGAAGUGCCAUGAAUGAAUGAAUGAAUGAAUAGUUUGUUUAAUAAAAACAUCAUCUGGCAGUCAGAAGACUGAAUUACAUGACGUUAAGUGUUACAAGGUUAUAAAUAGUAAAAAAUUCUAUAUUACAAUGCAAUUUAAAAAUUGUUAAUAUAUACUAUAUAUCAUAUACUUGAAUGUACUAAUCUAUAUGAGUUAAAAAUUCUAAAAUGUUCAAGGAACAUCUAAUUUGUAAUGUUUCUUAGCAUAAAAGUUGACAAAAGAGUUUCCGAAACGAUUUGUAUUUGCUGGUAAAACUUCAAAAGAUCUUUCUUUUCGUAAUUCUCUAUUGCCUGCUUUGGAUGGUAAAAGUUUGGCAAGUUUAUGAUCAUCAUUUAAAACAAUGUCGUUGAAGAGAUUAUUGGAUAGAUACUCCCGUCUGUUUUCAAGAGUGGAAAUACCAGCGAUGUUAAGAGCCUCGUCGUAAGACAAUUCAUAGAAUAUUAUUUUCAUUGCUUGCUUCUGUAUACGUUCAAUGUUUUUUGCAAGAUUUCGUGGCAGGGAACUAUGGAAUAAUUGGCACGCAUAUUCGAGGACAGACCUUAUACAGCUGCAAAAAAAUUUGACCAAAUCUGCCGAAGCGACAUCAGCACGUUUGAGUUGCCUCAACAAAUAUAAACGUUUAGCUGCUUUGGAGACAAUUGAAUUUACAUGGUCUAUCCAUUUAAGGUCAUUUCUUAAUAUAACUCCAAGCGAUUUGAUACUUGUCACUCUUUCCAAAUUUCGGUCACCAAUACGUAUAGGUUCAAAAACAGGUGGUAAUCGUGAAAAGGAUAUUACCAUUUCUUUGCAUUUAAAUGGGUUUAGUUGAAAGGAAUUGUUCAUAGACCAAGUAGUAAUAUCAUCGAUAUCCAUUUGUAAAGUACUUUGUUCGUUUUUUUCAACAAUUUCAGAGACCGUAGUAUCAUCGGCAAAUUUCCACAUUUCUGAAAGGUGAUUUUGUACCACAAGGUCAUUUAUCAUGGCUAAGAAUAGCCAAGGCCCAAGUCGUGUGCCUUGAGGGACACCAGCUGGAACUUGGAGCCAGUCUGAGAAACAAUUAUCACUUAGUUUGACUCUUUGCCAUCUAUUACGUAAAAAGUCAAUAAUCCAGUUAACCAAACAGGGCUUAAUACCAAGGCUGAAUAAUUUCGCAACUAAUGUGGUGUGAUCCACCAUGUCAAAUGCUUUUUUAUAAUCAAGAAAUACAGUGCGAACAGAUGAACCACUUCCAUCUGUUGCACUCAACCAACAAUGGAGCAUCGAUAUCAAGGCAAGUACAGUGGAAGAAUUUGGAAUAAAGCCAAAUUGUUGGGGAUCAACAACCUUUAACAGAGUUGGUUUUACUUCUCUUUCGAUUACAAGACGUUCCGCUAUCUUUGAUAGAGUGGAAGUUAAGGAAAUAGGUCGUAAUUCCCUUUCCAAGUCUUUGACAGUAGAUGUUUUUGGUAAGGGGACCACAUCGGCCAGCUUCCAAAUUUUAGGGACUUUACAGCUUUGAAAGGAAGAAUUGAUUAUAUUUGCAACUGGUGAGGCGAGAAUAUCCGAAUAGGUUUUUAAAAUCCAAUUGGAAAUACCGUCAGGGCCACUGGAACGCGAUGUAUUAAUUUCUUGCAAUUUUCUAGCUAUAGUUGACUCGGUCACAAUAAUAGGCGUUUCAUCGUUGUGUACAAUUACAGCCGUAUCUUCAGAUAAUGGAACAUAGUUCUUUAUCACAUUUAUAAAAACAUUGUUAAUUUUAUUACUGAGGUUUAUGUCUGUCUCCUGCCAUAAAUCUUGAUGGAGGCGGUCUUUUACACUUUUGUUGUUUAGUUUAGAUGUGCCACACAACUGCUUCACUUCCCGCCACCAAUCUCGGGGGUUAGUGUUACGUAAAUUAUGAACUUUAGAUUGAUAAUAGCUCUUACGACAACGUUUUCGUUCACGAUUAACUUUAUUACGUAACAUUUUAAAAAGAGUGACAUUACCAGAUGCAAAGGCUUUUUGUCGACGAUUUAUCAGUGAUUUCAGAUUGCUAUUAACCCAUGGUCGAUCAUUAGGGUGGACUUUUAUUGAACGUUCAGGCAUAAUUAAGUUCAAACCAUAGUUUAUAAUGCUAGUUAAAAAGUAUAGUUUUUGAUCAUUUGAGGGUAUGGACGAUAAAAUGUCCCAUGGAAUUUCCUGGAGAAAUCGACCAAGACUUCUAAUAUUACUGGGUCGCUUAUCUCUUGUUUUAACAAUACGCGAUUGUGGUUCGUGCGAUCUUUUCCUCGUUCCAGGACACAUGGCAAUUGUUAGAUGGUCUGAUAAGCCAAAUGGAGGAGCACUAGUAGGAGGUGAAUAGUAUUCAAAUAGAUUGGUAUAAAUUUGGUCAAGAAUAUUGGCACCUCUGGUGGGAAAAUCAAUUACUGGUUUAAGUUGAAAAGGUUUAACAGUAGCCUGUAAGUCCAAUUUGUUGAAAUCACCAGUAAUAAUGAUUGCAGGGUUAGGAAUUGAAGAUUCAAUAUAUUCUAAUGAAGAUUGGACAUAGUCACGCAUACUUGUACAAUCGGCAUCUGGAGGGUGGUACACAACAGCUAUUAUCAUAUUUGAGUAAUUUCGUGGGAGUCGUUUUGGUUGUAAAGCUAGCCACAAUACUUCGUGAUUAUCACUAUCUAACUCCGUUAGGCGGUUGCAAGAAAUGGUAUUGUUAAUAUAAAAACAAACCCCACCAUGGGAUUUGUGUUGACGAUCACGCCUGAAUAAUUGGUAAUUUGUAAUAUUAAUAGCUUCAUCUGGAACGGAUUCUUUUAACCAUGUUUCGCUGAAAAAGGCAAUAUCUAUAUGAUUCGAAGUAAGAAACAUAGCAAUUUCAUCGAUUUUCGGGGCUAGCGACAUAGUGUUUGACAAUAAUAUAGCAGGUACAAAAUGCGACGAACAAGACACGGUUUUACUAUUAACUUCGGGGUUCACAGAUACAUGAAUUAAAUUGCUUGACUUGAUUCUCUCACGACAGAUGAGGUUUGGGUUGACAUUUUCCUGGUUAUUAUUAUAUAAACAAUGUUCAAGUAAGCUUUCCAAUUCACUUUCCAUCCCGGAAGACGAUUUACCCCCGGCCUCGUCUAAUAAUAAUAUUUGUAAAAGUUCAUUUUGUCUCUCAACAUUGUACGUGCACGAAAAUCCUUUCCCGAAUUUUUGUUACGUUUAUUAUGUUUCCUAGAUGGUUUUCGCUGGGUGAUGCGGGUUGGAAUAGAUUGAUAAUUAUUCAUAGGAGUUGUAUCAUCUGUAAUAAUUCCACUAUUACUGGGAUUAAUUACUGUGAGAUCUAGACAAUGGGACUACAUUCAUUAUGUUGGCCAUGGUAGUGUAAGUAUCUUUUGUUAGUAUUAGAUUGACAAAUCUCCACACAUUCCUUCUCAAUUCUUUGGCUAGUAUUUAAUUGAUCCUGAAUGCCUUGUGGAUUGUGGUGCAGAUCAUGACAUGGGUUCUUUAAAGUUGGUGUAUUAUUUGAACAACUCUUAACAUUUGACUUGGAAUGACUAGGCAAAUACUUUCCUACUAAGGUUUCGACUAUACUGUCCGUAUUAUUCUGCUUUUCGAUUAUAUUGUCCGUAUUAUUCUGCUCAGGUUCGUCCGAGAAAUACAAGCAA
This is a messenger RNA of Paramuricea clavata, 3705 nucleotides long. Lineage: Eukaryota; Metazoa; Cnidaria; Anthozoa; Malacalcyonacea; Plexauridae. The record is from the annotation of a GenBank genome assembly.